This is a messenger RNA of Silurus meridionalis, 3276 nucleotides long. It is a transcript of the gene galntl6, whose product is annotated as polypeptide N-acetylgalactosaminyltransferase like 6. The coding region runs from base 631 to 2433 and encodes 600 amino acids. The transcript has 13 exons. Gene Ontology annotation, cellular component: Golgi apparatus. The record is from RefSeq and is a predicted model, not a curated record. NCBI's taxonomy places the organism in Eukaryota, Metazoa, Chordata, Actinopteri, Siluriformes, Siluridae.
CACGCAUAAACCACAACCUGCACGCACUCCUCCAGAGAAGAGGAGGAAAAGAGGAGAGGAAAAAUCGUCCGCGUGGUGGGGAGCGUGUUUUCAUACGCAUGCACGUGGUGGUGGUGAAUAAACGGGAUUUACCAAAAGGGAGCUCGAGCGAAAAGAAAGGGGAGCAAGGCGGAGAGAAAAAGGGAGAGGAGUUUAAAUAAAAUGAUCAUUGAAUAAAUAAUAAUAAUAGACCUGCACAGAAAUACGCACGCACACGCAAAACCCUUUAAUACGGGAGCGUGAGGAUUUUUUCCCAUUUUUUUCUCUCUGCGCGAGCGCGUCGCAGCCGGUUCAACACGCUCGGGAAUUCAAGACCUGGACGGAAACAGACCUGGAGACUGAGAGUGGGGUCCUGUUUUCUUUCUUCAUCUUUAUUUAUUUUUAUUAUUGUUUUUAAUUCUUAGUGCGGCGACUAUAAACACAGGAAAGGACUCCGGAAAAACCUUGGCGCGCGCGUGUGUGUGUGUGUCAUCAUGAAAACACGUUUCUACAGGGAAAGUUUUCCGUCACCUGCCGACCGAGUCUCCUGCUCUGGUGACUCCUCGGAUCGUAUCUGAACUGCUUUGACUCCUGGGGAGCUGAAGUGUGAGGAUGAAGAGGAGGCAGAAGCGCGUGUUGCAGAUGGUGUUUGUAGGCACGCUGGCUCUCAUUUUCCUGCCCAACGUGGGCCUGUGGUCGCUGUACAGGGAGAAACACCUGAUAAAGGCUCACGACGCGGACGAGCAGGGAUUUUCGCUCGGACUGAGUGAGGGACACGUUUACAGCUGGACAGACGGCUUGAGAAGAAGAGACUGGCAUGAUAACGAGAGCAUCAGGAGAGACGAGAUGCGUGUCGGGAAAGGAGAGCAGGGGAAGCCGUAUCCGCUUGCAGAGGACGAGUGUGACGACUCGGUGUACAAAGAGAACGGCUUUAACAUCUACGUGAGCAACAACAUCGCACUGGAUCGCUCACUGCCGGACAUCAGACACCCCAACUGUAAACAGAAGCUGUACCUGGAGAAUCUCCCCAACACCAGCAUCAUUAUUCCGUUCCAUAACGAGGGCUGGAGUUCUCUCCUGCGCACUAUCCACAGCAUCGUUAACAGAACUCCCGAUCACCUGAUUGCUGAGAUUGUUCUGGUGGAUGACUACAGCGAUCGAGAGCACCUGGGCAUUCGCCUGGAACAGUACAUGUCCAGAUUUCCGAAGGUGCGGAUAGUGCGCACUAAGAAGCGCGAGGGUUUGAUUCGCACUCGCCUCCUGGGAGCGUCCGUGGCUAAAGGAGAAGUCCUCACCUUCUUAGACUCGCACUGUGAGGCCAACAUCAACUGGCUGCCUCCUCUGCUUGACCAGAUAGCUCAGAACUCCAAGACCAUUGUGUGCCCCAUGAUUGACGUCAUUGACCACAACCACUUUGGAUACGAGGCCCAGGCUGGGGAUGCUAUGCGAGGAGCUUUUGAUUGGGAGAUGUACUACAAACGCAUUCCUAUUCCUUCCGAGCUCCAGGGACCCGACCCUAGCGACCCCUACGAGUCUCCAGUGAUGGCCGGAGGUCUGUUCGCUGUGAACCGUCAGUGGUUCUGGGAGCUGGGAGGCUAUGAUACGGGCCUAGAGAUCUGGGGAGGAGAGCAGUAUGAGAUUUCCUUCAAGGUGUGGAUGUGUGGAGGCAGUAUGUAUGACGUACCCUGCUCCAGAGUGGGCCACAUCUACAGGAAGUACGUGCCCUACAAAGUGCCCUCAGGAACGAGCCUGGCCCGAAAUCUAAAGCGAGUCGCAGAGACAUGGAUGGAUGAGUACACAGAAUACAUCUACCAGCGGCGGCCAGAAUACCGCCACCUGUCCACGGGAGACCUGACCGCUCAGAAGGAGCUGCGCAAGCACCUCAAGUGUAAAGACUUCAAAUGGUACAUGAACACGGUGGCGUGGGACCUGCCCAAGUACUACCCUCCUGUAGAGCCGUUGCCCGCUGCCUGGGGAGAGAUCCGCAACGCAGCAUCGGGACUGUGUAUUGACACCAAACAUGGUUCAACAGGAACAGAGCUCCGUCUGGACAGCUGCCUGAAAGAGGGAGCCGAGAGAACCUGGGCACACGAACAGAUCUUUACCUUUGGCUGGAGGGAGGACAUCAGGCCCGGGGACCCUCUGCACACCAGGAAGUUGUGUUUCGAUGCCAUCUCUCAGAGCAGCCCUGCCACUCUGUAUGACUGCCAUGGCAUGAGGGGCAACCAGCACUGGAGCUACCGCAGGGAUAAGUCUCUUUACCACCCAGUGAGCAGCGGAUGCAUGGACUGCAGCCCCACCGAUAAGCGGAUUUUCAUGAACAAGUGCGAUCCCGAGUCGUCGACGCAGCAGUGGCUCUUCCAGAGAGUCAACCUCACCAUCCUGGACAAAUUCAACAGCGCCACCACUUCCUAGGACGCUUUGGAAAAACGCAGCCAGCCAGUGGACUGGCUCCCAGAAUCCUUAGCGAGGGGGGUAGAUUUACUUAGUGUCUGAGUGUGGCUCCCCCCUACUUCCUCACCCCUCAUCCUCCCAAAAUGCCCACUAGUGCAGGAGCAGAAGAGGAAGGGGCGGCUCAUGGGCAGGGGCAUGAAGAUGGGGCAGAACCUGAAAGACUCAUGGGACCCUCAGAUGGCUAGCAGGUCAAGGAGAACCUGUUCUUCUCUCUCGUUCUCGUUCUCUUUCUCUUUUUCAGCUCGGCCCCCAGUUCUUUCUAACACACUGAUCAGCAGUGCUCUGUUUAAAUAUCGUUUCCUCCUCACCCUAUCGAUAUCGCAUGGUGGAUUUGUACCGUACCGGGAAAAUAAACCCGGAAGUGACGUUUUAGCAUCUCUGUGUGGGUCUGAGGAGGUUUGUUUGGACUGUGUAUUUAUUUCUAUUUAUUUGUUCGUUUUUUUGUUUUUUGUUUUUUGGGGGGGGGGGGGUUGGCCAUGAUAAGCUAUUAUAUGUGUAACUGACUUUGUUUUACCUUCGACCAAGGGUAAGAAAUGAAAUCGGAUUUGCCCCACAGAGCUGGAGAUGACAGGAUUCAAUGUUUUUCCUUUUUUUUUUCACUAAGAAUCAUGCCCCUUUCCUGCCCCAGUUCCUAUCAUCUCAAUUCUAAAUAAAGUACAAAAAAUCAGUACAAAUGUGAGUAGAUACAGACUCCUUUCCUCCAUGUUCUCGUUAUUAUACAGAGAAACUGUAUGAAAUGGUUCGUUUUUUCUCUCUAUAGGUUUUUUUUUUACAUUAAACAACACAUAGAUAUCACAAUUAAUC